UUUCACAAUUUUAAUUACUAUUCAUGAUUUAUUAUACACCCAAAUAUAUAAGUGGUCCUCUCAAUUCUAUGUUAAUACAUGGAAAUAAAGGAUGAUUCGUCAAAGAAUGGCAGUGGAAUCUUGGAGCAACUGGAGCAUCAAGUGAAGUUAAAAAUAAAUACUAUAAAGGGUUUACUAGAUUUAAGGUCAGACAAGCCAAAUGAGAAAUAUAAAGAGGUUUUUGAAGAGGUUUUCAGGGUCUUCUCUGAGGUCAAUGAUCUCGUCGACACACUUACUGCUAAGGUCGAGAAUGAGAAACUGUUUGUAAAAUAUAUAAGUCACAUAUUAGCGUCAAAUGAACUGCAACUGGGAAAUUUAAAAAAAUUGUCCGAAAUUAUAAACGAUACAGAAAUUCAUCCAGAAUCAUUCAAACAGGAUGUGCCAUCUGAGAUUCCAAAUCAAAAGAAUACUCUCGGAAACAGCUCUAAGAAAGUAUAUUCUAAUAAAAAUCUAGUUCCAAGACCCAUGAAGACCAUCAAACCUCCAAUUUUUAAAAAUAAAAAUGAAAAGGAAACAAGAUAUGGCGUUUUCAAAAGGGUGUGAAGUUUUUCACAAUUUGACCAUAAAAUGUAAAUAUAUUUAAAUUACAAGAUGGAUUUUAAUAGAAUAAUAAAUGUGUUUGAUAACAUUUAUAAAAUAAAUUACAAGUAUAUAUCUAAGGAUGUGCAGUCACUGUGAUAUCACAGUUGAUAAAUAAAUUAUCCAAUUUAUAAUGAUUUAAAAUAUUGUUGAAUAAUGCUUUGAUUUAAAAUGUAUUUAUACAUAUUUUGGAGGAGAUUCCUCACCCUGACCCUGCAUGUGUUUUUAAUAUACAUGUCCCCUUUAGGGGUUAAUAUACCUAAAAAAUAUCAAGUACACAAAAGUUGCCACUUAUAAGGGGUGUCGCAGAGAGGUGCCACUUAAAGGCUGCUUUUUGUUCAAAAGUUGCCAGUUA
Messenger RNA from Theileria parva strain Muguga, 973 nucleotides. RefSeq lists its product as uncharacterized. The transcript has a single exon. Lineage: Eukaryota; Apicomplexa; Aconoidasida; Piroplasmida; Theileriidae. The record is from RefSeq and is a predicted model, not a curated record. The coding region runs from base 79 to 582 and encodes 167 amino acids.